GGUGUCUUCUAUCUCGCGGUCGGUAACUGCCCCUCUUUUCGCUGAAAUGAUUUCUACGGUGUCUCGUUCAGUUUUAACGACACUCACUAGUCGCUGUCUAAAUACGUUGUCCAGUCUUCCCCGUAUUCGAUCACGUGAUGCAGUAGAUGGUAGCGUGAUGGUUGACAGUACACAGCGAAUUGACAGCACAAUUGGCCGUGGCAGGCUACUGGAUGGAAAAGCUAUUGCAAGAGGAAUAAGAGAGAGCCUACGUGGAGAAAUAGAGAAAGUUAAGCAGGAGCAUGCAGCCUUUCAACCUUGUCUUGCAAUUGUUCAAGUGGGUGACUUGCAGGAUGCCAAUGUUUACAUUAGAAGCAAUAUACGGGCAGCAGAGCAGGUGGGUUUAAUUACUCGGCAUUUGAAAAUGAGUGGAAACUGCAGCCAGGCAGACAUCAUCAGUACAAUUCAUGUUCUAAACUCUGAUCCUUCAGUGAAUGGAAUUAUCUUGCAGCUGCCAUUUGGCACUUCACAAGAAGUUGACACAGAUGUGUGCACUAAUACUCUACUUCCUUCUAAGGAUGUAGAUGGGCUUCAUAAUGAAAAUGCUGGUAGAUUGGCUCGGGGAGAUAUUCGUGGUUGUUUUAUUCCCUGCACACCUCUUGGCUGUUUAGAGCUCAUCAGACAUUCAGGUAUUAAUAUAUCUGGAAGUCGAAGUGUGGUGGUAGGUCGAAGUAAGAAUGUUGGUGCACCAAUGAGUAACUUGCUGACAGCGCAUAACUCUACUGUUACCCUUUGUCACUCAAAGACUCACAAUCUGUCAGAUGUGGUUCAUGAAGCUGAUAUUGUGGUUGUUGCUGCCAGACGACCUCUCCUGGUGAAGGGUGACUGGAUAAAACCAGGAGCCGUUGUUGUUGAUUGUGGGAUCAAUUCAGUAGAAGAUACAUCAAAGAAGCAAGGAUAUCGCCUAGUAGGAGAUGUUGACUUUCUCAGUGCAAAAGAGUCUGCAGGAUGGAUUUCUCCAGUUCCAGGGGGUGUGGGUCCAAUGACGGUGGCAAUGUUGUUACGAAACACAUUUGAGUGUGCCAGGAGAGAUCUUCAAAACAGUCUGGACACUAAAUGGAAUAUUCGAUAUUUGCCCCUGGAAUACAAACAACCUGUACCUAGCGAUCUUGACAUUGCAUCUCGUCAAACUCCAAAAGACAUUGCUGAACUUGCAAAUGAGUUGAAGCUUCUGUCAUCUGAAGUUGACUUUUAUGGCAAGAAGAAAGCAAAAGUGUCGACUUAUGUUCUCACUCGUUUGCAAGAUAAACCAAAUGGAAAGUACAUUGUUGUGUCAGGUAUAACUCCUACUCCUCUUGGUGAAGGAAAGAGUACAACAACAAUUGGACUAUGUCAAGCGUUGGGUACCAGACUAAACAGAAAUGUAUUUGCUUGUGUAAGGCAACCAUCACAAGGACCAACGUUUGGAAUAAAAGGCGGAGCUGCUGGUGGAGGGUAUUCUCAAGUUAUUCCUAUGGAUGAGUUUAAUCUUCAUUUGACUGGUGAUAUCCAUGCAAUUACAGCAGCUAACAACCUAUUGGCUGCUGCAAUUGAUGCAAGAAUGUUUCACGAGUCAACGCAAUCAGACAAGGCUCUUUAUGGACGUCUCGUUCCAACUAUUAGAGGAAAGAGACAGUUUUCUGACAUUCAACUGAGACGACUAGAGAAACUUGGCAUCAACAAAAUUGAUCCAAAUGAUUUGACAGAAGACGAAAUUGCCAGCUUUUCUAGACUCAACAUUGACCCACAGUCUAUUACUUGGCAGAGAGUGGUAGAUACAAAUGAUAGAUUUUUGAGAAAGAUUACAAUUGGGGAAGGACCUGCUGAGAAAGGGAAGACAAGGAAGACUCAAUUUGAUAUCGCAGUUGCUAGUGAAAUUAUGGCCAUUUUAGCUCUUACAACUGGCUUAGAAGAUAUGAAAAAAAGGUUGAGUUGUAUGGUUAUUGGAAGUAGCCACAGUGGAGAUCCAGUGACUGCUGAUGAUAUUGGAGUCUCGGGAGCUCUAGCUGUUUUAAUGAAAGAUGCUAUUCGACCCAAUCUCAUGCAAACACUAGAGGGAACUCCUGUUUUUGUGCAUGCCGGUCCUUUUGCUAACAUUGCCCAUGGUAAUUCUUCUAUCUUGGCUGACAAGAUUGCUUUAAAACUUGUUGGAAAGAGUGGAUUUGUCGUGACAGAAGCUGGCUUUGGAGCUGAUAUUGGAAUGGAGAAGUUCUGUAAUAUUAAGUGUCGAAACAGUGGUCUUGUUCCAGACUGCUCGGUGUUGGUUGCUACUGUGAGAGCUCUUAAGAUGCAUGGCGGUGGACCAAAAGUAACUGCUGGUCAACCAUUAGCAUCUGAAUAUACAGAGGAAAAUAUUGAGCUGGUAGAAAAGGGCUGUGUCAAUCUCACUAAACACAUAGAGAAUGCUAGAGAGUAUGGAUUACCAGUGGUGGUGGCUAUCAACAAAUUUCAUACUGAUUCAGAUCGUGAAUUAGAUAUAGUUCGACAUUUGGCUCGUGAAGCUGGGGCUUUUGAUGCUGUUAUUUGUAACCAUUGGGCAAGGGGUGGAGAGGGAGCAGAAAAAUUGGCACUAGCUGUGGAUGCUGCUUGCCAGGAGACAAAAGAUUUCAAGUUUCUUUAUGAGCUCAAGUUGUCUAUAGAAGAGAAGAUUGAACUGAUUUGUCGUAAAGUCUAUGGAGCAGUCGGCAUUGAAAUCUUGCCAGAGGCUCGACAGAAAAUAGAACUUUACACAAAGCAGGGAUUUGGUGCUCUUCCUAUUUGUAUGGCCAAGACUCACUUGUCCUUGUCACAUAAUCCUGAACUAAAAGGUCGACCCAUCGGAUUCAUUGUCCCUAUCAGAGACAUUAGAGCAAGUGUUGGUGCUGGAUUUCUAUAUCCACUGUUAGGAGAGAUGAGUACAAUGCCUGGUCUACCAACUCGUCCAUGCUUCUUUGACAUUGACAUUGACUCAGAGACAGAGGAGAUCAAGGGGUUGUUUUGAUGAUGAUAGUUGUAACUUUGUGUAGUAGACUCUGAGUCUUAUAUGUUCACAUGUAAGGGGAAAGAUAUUAUACAGUGAGACAUAAACUGCAACAGCAAAGGUUGCUAUCUUUGCUGUAGUAUGUAACUGGUACGUGUUUGAACCAAUUAUCUUUUUUAGUACACAUAUACAGUUGACUCCAGAGUGAUUU
This is a messenger RNA of Corticium candelabrum, 3188 nucleotides long. RefSeq names its product C-1-tetrahydrofolate synthase, cytoplasmic-like. Gene Ontology annotation, cellular component: cytosol. The transcript is spliced from 29 exons. Lineage: Eukaryota; Metazoa; Porifera; Homoscleromorpha; Homosclerophorida; Plakinidae. Gene Ontology annotation, biological process: tetrahydrofolate interconversion. The coding region runs from base 47 to 2998 and encodes 983 amino acids. The record is from RefSeq and is a predicted model, not a curated record. Gene Ontology annotation, molecular function: methylenetetrahydrofolate dehydrogenase (NADP+) activity; formate-tetrahydrofolate ligase activity; methenyltetrahydrofolate cyclohydrolase activity.